AUGUCUCCUCCGCCUACGUCUGGCAAGAAAGUGGGUCCUCGUGACCUGUUCAACGGUGGUCUGCUGCAGUGCCUUGAGGCUGCGACGCUCGGUAUGCCUUUCGAGGUCUGGAAAACGCGCAUGGGCCGCUACCGUUCUGAGACGACUCUGCAGGCUUUCCGCAAUGUGAUGCGCGAGGGCGGCGGUGUCUCCGCCUUCUGGGCCGGCACGGGGCCCAAGAUGGUUGAGUCAGCGUCCAAGGGCGCUAUCCUUCUCUUCUCUAAGGAGGCCAUCUCGGACUCGCUGCUGUCCGCAGGCAUGAGCCAAAGCGCCACGGGCUUCCUGGCCGGUGCCGGUGGUGGUGUGUGCCAGGUCGUGGUCAUGGGCCCCUGCACCUUCCUGGUCACUGCGGCUGUGACGGGCGACCGCUCUAUCUCCACCACGCAGCGUAUUCAGAAUGUGUACGGCACCCACGGCAUUAAAGGCUUCUACCCUGGCGGUACAGCCAUUGCCUUCCGUCAGGCCACCAACUGGGCCUCGCGUCAGGGCUUCACUGAGAUCGUGCGUGGCAAGUUCAAGGUUUUGUUCCACGGCGACAAGGACGCCAAGCUCACUGUGGCUCAGGAGGCUGGUGCCGGUAUUGUGGGCGGUGGCUUGGCUUGCUGGAACCACCCCUUCGAGGUGGCUCGCAUCCAGAUGCAGAGCGCUGCCGACCGUGGCGAGCCUAAGCAGAACAUGGUGCAAGUCUUCCGUACGGUGGUCAAGGAGCAGGGUUACGGCGGUCUCUUCAAGGGUAUCGUGCCGCGUCUGGGCCUGGGCAUUUGGCAGACGCUCUUCAUGGUCACUGGAGCCAAGCUUGUGCGCCAAGCACUGGAAGACAUGGAGGCCAAGAAGAAGUAG
Phytophthora infestans T30-4 is the source of this 879-nucleotide messenger RNA. Its product is annotated as Mitochondrial Carrier (MC) Family. Gene Ontology annotation, cellular component: mitochondrion. The transcript has a single exon. Gene Ontology annotation, molecular function: tricarboxylate secondary active transmembrane transporter activity. The record is from RefSeq and is a predicted model, not a curated record. Gene Ontology annotation, biological process: alpha-ketoglutarate transport; mitochondrial citrate transmembrane transport. Bases 1 to 879 code for a protein of 292 amino acids. Lineage: Eukaryota; Oomycota; Peronosporomycetes; Peronosporales; Peronosporaceae.